UUCCACCUCCACCUCAAUUAUGUAGUGAUACUUUACUGUACAUUCAAACUUGUGUGUAUUAUCAGAUCCUCAUAUAAAAGUAUCAGAGUUUUCCGCUUAGGAUACGUGACAUGAAUUGCGCAAAGAAACUUAUUUUAAGCAGAAAGGUUAUGUUACUAUUUGAAAUACGUGCACCUAAACUUGAGUACGAAAUAACUGGUGCCUGUUUCAGACCACAUUUUCGGUAUUUCCACAGAGAGAACAGAUUAAAUCGAAUGGCGGAUGGUGAAGAUGGAAAUACCGUGAAAUAUAGUGCUCUGCGGGCUAUGAAAAUCACGAGUGGGGCAACGGAUGAUACGAAACGUAGAAAUAUCGAAGACAGUGACGACCCGGAUUCAUUUUUUUCUAUUACAGAAGGUUUAUCGAAACUACCGAGCACAGAAGAGGACGAAUAUCGUGUGAAAGUGUUGCUUAAUGAAAUUUUAACUUUGCGUAACACCAAUAUCAGUAGCUGGAUUAUUGAGAGUAAAGUAAAAAACUUGUGUGCAGCCUACAAAUGUCUUCUAAAGCCUCACAGAUAUGGCUUUCUCAAAGCAUUGUCUACCGAGCAUUCUGUAGAUCAUACAGCAGUCAGAAAAGCAGCAGAAUGUUUACCAAGUUCAGAGACUUCAUGUGACACUGCACAGAUUCUGAAGGCAGAGGAAAGAUUAAGGAACUUCUUGACACCACCCUACUCCUGGCUUUUCACACAUGUGAGUCGGCUCGAAACAGGUGUCAAAUUUUUGGUUGACUUGCGUACCGAUAUCUUGUCACUUAUUUCUGAGACCGAAGUGGGGAAUCCUUUGCUCCCAUCACUCCAACAGCUGAACAUCACACUGAAAGAAAUGCUUGCUCUAUGGUUCUCUGUAGGAUUUCUCAAACUUGAGAGAAUUACAUGGAGAUCACCAUGUGAAAUGUUGCAGAAGAUCUCUGAAUAUGAAGCAGUACAUCCAGUUAGGAGCUGGACUGAUCUGAAAAGAAGAGUUGGCCCUUAUAGGAGAUGUUUCGUGUACACCCACACAAGCAUGCCAUUUGAGCCAAUAGUUGUCCUGCACACAGCACUGAGUGACAACAUAGCAAGUAGUAUGCGCGGUAUUGUGUCUGCUGCUGCACGCAUGUCAAUUGACGCCUCAGCUUCAGCAACUGGAAUUGGGCAUACAGAAUGUGAAGAUCCUUCAUCUAUAAAAGCAGCUAUAUUUUACUCUAUAACAUCAACUCAAAAAGGAUUACAGGGUAUUGAAUUAGGAAAUUAUUUGAUCAAGAGAGUUGUACAAGAAGUCCAAGCAGAAUUUCCACAGGUGACAAAAUUUUCAACACUUUCUCCAAUUCCAACAUUUCGUCUAUGGUUCCUGGAAAAGCUUAAGUCUGAAGAAAAAGGUAGUGGGCCCUCAACUAUUUUCACACCUUCUGAAAUUGAGGAGCUACGAUCACAUUUGAAGUGUGAGAACAUAUGGGAAGAACUGAGAAACAUUUGCAAAACAGGUGGAUGGAUGAACAAUCACGCAUUAGUUGAGAUGAUGGAAGCUCCACUCAUGCGUAAUUGUGCUCGUUAUCUGUAUUUGGAAAAAAGACGUGGGUAUGCAUUUGAUAGUGUUGCAAAUUUCCAUCUCCGAAAUGGGGCUGUAAUGUGGCGUCUUAAUUGGAGAGCUGACUUAACUGCUCGUGGUUUAAAUAAUUCCUAUGGAAUGAUGGUUAAUUACAGGUAUUUUCUAGAUGAAACUGAAACAAAUCAUCGAAACUACCAAGAAAAGCAAUACAUUGCAGCCUCAGAGCAAAUUAGCAAACUCGCAACAGCAGCUGCGGAACUAGUCUCACUUCCAUCAAAAAUAUAAUUACCAUUGAUAUAUGGUUAAAAUGUUUCCAGUCCAUUUGUUACCAUUACAUGCGAAUAUGCUAGGCUGUGCAGUUCUGUCUUUGACUAGCAUGUAAAUAAUGGAAAGUUGUGAUUUGAAAUAGUUUUGGAAACAAGUGAAAAUUAAACUGUUCAUUGUUUUAUUACUAUUAUUUACAGUUUGUUUUACUGCUUAUGUGUGGUCUUGUAGUCCGUGCAGUACCACUCUGCUGAAUGUUAACAAAGGUCUGAACACACGGAACAGAGUCACAAAUAUGUGACUAGCUCAAAAGACUUUCAGAGUGAUGGAACCCUGUGCAUUUUUCUGGACGGUGACUAUUCAUCAGAAAGAAAGGUAAUGUCAGGAGUGCCCCAAGGAGGUGAUAGGUCCACUUUUGUUCUCUGUGUACAUAAGUGGUAUAUCAGAUAGAACGGGGCACAGUCUAAGACAGUUUUGCAGAAGCUACUAUGUGCAGGGGAAUAUCAUCGUUGAAUGACUGUAGGGGCUUGGACAGAACCUUUUAAUUUGUGUGAUGAAUGACAGUUUAUUUAUUUAUUUAUUUUUUAAAUGGGGAUAAAUGUAAGUUAUUGUGGAUGGGUGGGAGAAGGAUUCCUCUAAUGGUUGAAUGCCAUUCUGCUUGACUGUCAGAUUGAUCAAGUAUCUAGAUGUAAUGCAGUGACUAGAAAUUGAAUGUAGUACACCUAAAAAGCAGACAGCAUACAGAAUGCUUGUGUGGCCCAUUCUUGAGUACUGCUCAGUUCUUUGGGAUCCUCACCGCAUCAGAUUAAAGAAAGACGCGGAAGCAAUCCAGAGAUGUGUUGUAAGCUCUGUUACCAGCUGAUUCAUUCAGUAUGAAAAUGUUAUGAAAAUGCUUUGUGAACGUAGAUGGGAAUCCCUGAGAGGAAGAAGGCAGUCUUUCCAUGAAACACUAUUGGAAAAUUUAAAGAACCAGCAUUCACUUCACAUCAGGACUCUAAGAACGAAAUAAGAGAGAUUGGGAUUUGGCAUAAAAAGAACUACAUUAGAAUUUAUAAAUAGGUACUAGAAAGAGAAGCGUGACUCAGAAAGACGUGCUGUGUUUGGCCAUUAAAAUAUUUCACUGCUCAUCUAGCGACAUGGAGAAUCCUGCACAUAGAGCUAAGUAUGAAUUGCCAUUUGUAAAAUAAAAUUUUAAUAAAUCAAA
Molecule: messenger RNA, 3033 nt
Organism: Schistocerca serialis cubense
Lineage: Eukaryota; Metazoa; Arthropoda; Insecta; Orthoptera; Acrididae
Product: malonyl-CoA decarboxylase, mitochondrial-like
Exons: 10
Coding region: 111-1850 (579 amino acids)
Biological process (GO): fatty acid biosynthetic process; positive regulation of fatty acid oxidation; acetyl-CoA biosynthetic process
Cellular component (GO): mitochondrial matrix; peroxisomal matrix
Molecular function (GO): malonyl-CoA decarboxylase activity
Source: RefSeq, a predicted model, not a curated record